Echinops telfairi (small Madagascar hedgehog) is the source of this 2268-nucleotide messenger RNA. It is a transcript of the gene GAS2L3, whose product is annotated as growth arrest specific 2 like 3. The record is from RefSeq and is a predicted model, not a curated record. NCBI's taxonomy places the organism in Eukaryota, Metazoa, Chordata, Mammalia, Afrosoricida, Tenrecidae. The transcript has 10 exons. Gene Ontology annotation, biological process: actin crosslink formation. Gene Ontology annotation, molecular function: cytoskeletal adaptor activity; microtubule binding; actin filament binding. Bases 118 to 2268 code for a protein of 716 amino acids. Gene Ontology annotation, cellular component: actin filament.
GAAGACCUGCCUCUGAGUCCAAGGAGCCCUCUGACUCCUAGACACGGCCCAGGCUUGGCUGACGUCUGUCAGUACGAUGAGUGGCUAGCUGUGAGGCACGAGGCCUCGCUGCUGCCCAUGCAAGAAGAUCUCUCCAUCUGGUUGUCCGGCUUAUUAGGUACUGCAGUGAAAGCAGAAAGAUUAUUGCACGAACUUGAUAACGGAGUGCUCUUGUGCCAACUGAUUGCUGUCCUCCAAGAGAUGGUGAAAACAUGCACCUCUGACGCACCUGGGAAUUUCCCAAUGAGAAAAGUUCCUUGCAAGAAAGAUGCCCCAACAGGUUCGUUCUUUGCUAGAGACAACACUGCAAACUUCCUCCACUGGUGCCGGGACAUUGGAGUGGAUGAGACGUACCUCUUUGAAUCGGAGGGUUUAGUUUUACAUAAAGAUCCAAGGCAGGUGUAUCUUUGUCUUCUUGAAAUUGGUCGAAUUGUGUCAAGAUACGGGGUUGAGCCACCAGUAUUAGUAAAACUUGAGAAAGAAAUUGAGCUAGAAGAGACCUUGCUCAAUACAUCUGGGCUUGAAGAAUCCAUCAGCAUUCCCAAAUCAUGCUGUCAGCAUGAGGAGUUACACGAAGCUUACUUAUCUGAAGGACGGUACCGACUCGGGGAUAAAAUACUUUUUAUAAGAAUGCUUCACGGCAAACAUGUCAUGGUCCGUGUUGGUGGAGGCUGGGACACUCUUCAAGGAUUUUUGCUGAAAUACGACCCCUGCCGAAUCUUACAGUUUGCGACACUGGAACAAAAAAUUCUAGCAUUUCAAAAAGGAGUUUCUAACGAAAGUGUACCUGACUCGCCCGCCAGAACACCUCAGCCUCCUGAGAUGAAUCCUUUGUCAGCGGUUAACAUGCUUCAGAAGCAAAACUCAACACCGGCCCCAUCAGUUGGUGUUCUAAGGAGCAAAGAGAAGCGGGCCCGUCCGCCAGGCCUUGGGCUGCCGGCAGCAUCCUCACGGAAAGGUGAUCCUCCAGGUUCCAAAGCUCAGCAUCCUCCAGCAGCAUCUGCUCAUCUCAAAUCUUCCAAAGGCGUAACAAAGCCACUACCGACGCCUUCCAACAAGGUGCCAUCUCCUCUCGCUUCUCUAAGUGGAGUAGGUAAAAGCACUUGUUCACCAGCUUUGUCAAGAACUGCACCUUGUGUAUCUGAGCCUUUAAGGAAAUGGGCCUUGUCACCCAGUACUCCUAAAGCCCGGUGUCCAGCCCAGAAGUCCAGAGAUGCUCCCAGUGCUAACCCCCCACCAAGUAAGUGUUCUGGAAAAGCCACGCCACAGCAUUUGAAGCACAAUUGCAUUUCUUCUCGGGAUGACGCGGGGUCUCGCUCUGCAGCACAUCUGACUCCUUCAUCAGAAUGCCCAAGGCUCCCCAAAGCGAAUGCACACAGAAAGCCUAAGCCACCGCCUCCAGCUCAGGCCGCUACGAAAACGGCCAAGUCCACUUCCAAAAGCACAGCGCCAGGCCUCUUGCCAAGGUCUCGGCCCCCUGGUGGAGCUGCACAGGCAGUGCCAGGCCCUGCACCUAAACUGAGCUCAGCCUUGCGUGUAAACCAGCCAGUUGCCGCGUCCUUUUCUUCCGCAAAAGCUUCCCAAGACCCCCAAAAUAGGAAAUUGGUUUCAGUGCCCAAAAGGCAGCCUCAGAAUAAAAUGACCCACCAGCAAGUCGGCCCCAGCUCCUCGAGGUCCCCUGCUCGGACUCCCCUGGCCAACGUGAGUCUCCCCCAGACUUCAGCCAGAACCCAAAGUGGACUGAAGUCAGCACAGACUGUCCCCAAGGGCCAGUCUGCAGCUACAGGACCUCUGAAGAGUGGCCGAGGCCCUGUGCCCACCAGGAAGCUGCCCACCACUGGCAAGGAUUCGGAGCCCAUAAAGGAAAAUGAAACGCUGGUAUUUGUGUCUGAGCCUCAAGAACUAGAGGCAUUUGCUGCUAAGAUUUAUUACCCAGAAAAUAAGCAACAAGAAUCAAAUCCUAAGCAAGUAAUUGAAACCGACAGGAAUCUGAGCUUUCUCUGGCCCCUCCCCCACUUCGACCCCGACACCCUUGUCAGGGAGGAUGCCUUCCUGCAUGUUACUGUGGACAUGCACCUGAAGCUGGUGCGGCUCUUUGUGGCUGGGACAGCAGCUGCCCAACAGCUCACGGAUCACACUUUCCGGUUUUCUCCAUGUUUCAAAACUGUCCAUGGCAAAACGCAAGGGAACACCAUUCCCAAGAUGUCCUACGUGAACGACAGCCCCUGA